AGCGUCUCCCGCGAGCAUUUCUGCAGUUUCCCCCUCGAACUCCUCAGGGUCUCUCAAUGCCGCCCCCCUCCGCCUCCGCCUCCCGCUUCGCGGCCCACUGGGUCGCCGACGCCCUCGCCGGCGACGAGGCCCUCGACUUCUCUGUCAUCAAAGCGCUGGUGGGCGUCUCGCCGGAGUCCCUUGCGGGCGCACCGGAGGUCACGCGGGAGCGGGUUUCACUCCGGUGCCUGCAGGAGGUCGUAUCCGUCGCCACCGAGGGCGAGGGCGAGGGCGAGGUCGCGGUGGCGGUGGCGAGGAGGAUACUUAGGGUGGAUGACACCCGCUCUUGCGAGGAAUUGCUGCUUGAGUUAAUUGGACAGGUUGGUAGCUCAGGAAGCUUGGAGAAUGGUAUGCUUGCACCUUUUAGUCAAGAUAUCCAAAAGUUUAUAUGUAUCAAGAUACCAGCAUUACCAAAAACUUCUUUUGAGUUGCUCAGAGAAGUGGACCCAGAGAUCCUAUCUAUGGUCCCACCAUUCCCAGUGCAGCAGAAUGGCAACAACGAACUAGGCAAUGACCGGUCAUUGUGCAAUGCCAGCCAUGAUCAUGUAAAUACAGAGAAGCUUGGCUGCCCUACAGAUACUCCUGAGCUUCAGCAAGAUAGUUUAACUAACUUCGCUAACGAAACGGACACAAGAAAUUUGCAGAAGGAUCCAAUGGAGCCAAAUCCAGAUUUUCACCAACCAUCUACAUCACACAGUAGGUGUUACGAUCACCUUCGAGAAGAUACUGGCGGUGCCACUGGUGUCAAUACCAGGUCCCCAGAAAAGAGUCCAACUAAUGUCGAUAGAAACAUGUCCUUUGCAGCUGAGCCUUCUCCAGCUAGCUGCAGUGCUGCUUUGCUCAAAAGUAAUACUGAGCCCAUGCCAAAGCAGGAUGAGGAGGAUCAUAGCACCAUGCUUCAGCCACAAUCCUAUGGAGAUAAGUAUCCAAACCCACCCCGCUGUAAUGAUGGAGACAGACCAUGUUAUGAUGGCUCCAACAAUCAAUCAUCAAAGGAUCAAAUCCACGAAGGAUCAACCAUACAGGCUAUGGUGGCUCCGGAUUUUGGCAGAAGCACUGAGGCUUUAGCAACGAAUACAUCUGAAACAAGCCGCUUGUCUGAGUUUGUUACUGCAGAGGAUGCAGCCAUGAUUGCAGAAACUGACAGGAGCAAAACUGAUCUGAAUUCACCGCAACAUGACAAUGGUGAGAAAGCAAGUCAAGAGCUGGAUGAGGGAAGUGCCAGGAUUCAGUCAGUGGAAAAGGAUAAUGAACCGACUCUGCAAACUGCUGGUGUCUUACCUUCUGCAAACUGCGAUGGGGCUAUACAAGGAGAUAAAUCUGAAACCAGCCAUCCACAAGAGAAUACUACAGACCACACUAAAAUGUUGGAGCAGCAGAAUGGUGAUAAGGCUCAUCUAGAAGUCGGCAGUGCUGACAAAGUUAAUCCAGGGCUACAUGAUGAUGCCUACUUCUUGAAACAUACUGCUCUAGAGUCUCCUUGCUGCAAUGUGGCCUUACAUAAUAGAAGUUCAGAAGGUGACUCUUUAUCUGAGAAAAAUACUGGAAAGUGUAUGGCUGACAUUCAGAAAUCUUGUUGCAUUAGAUCUGUUCCAAACUCUCCUCAGGAUGGGAAUGAUGAAGGAGCUAAGCGAGCUUCAAAUGAAAAAAUCAUGGGGAAUCCUGUGGUGGAAACAUCACAUGUGUAUUGCUCAGAUGAUAGUUCCACUGGCCUUGCAGCUGCUUGUCUUCUGUCGAUGACAGGUAAAAUACCGAUCUGUAGUCAGGUCGAGGGAUUGACCGAACAAGAUUUGUGUGUAAAAUGUGGUCAGGAUGGCCAGUUGCUGAGAUGUAGCAGCUGCUUGUUAGCCGCUCAUGAUAGCUGUUUUGGUUCAUCAGUGACAUUUGAUGAUUCUGGCCAGUUCUAUUGCGCUGUAUGCUUCUAUACUAAAGCCACUGAAGCAUAUCAAAAAGCUAAAAAAAUAUAUGCUGAAGCUAGGAAGAACCUAUCUGCUUUCCUUGGCCCAAAGCAAUUCGCAAAGCAACAUGCUGAGCAAUAUACUGAAAAGCAGCAAACAGCUGCCAACUUCGAGGAUCACUUGAAUGGGUGUAAUACAUCUAAAAGGCAAGAUAACCAUCAGUCUGAAGCAGAUAACCUUUCUCAUAAGGAUGAAGAACCUGGUCAGCAGAGGAAGAAGCAAAAAACAAAUGCGACAAGUGAUACUUGUCCUGAGCAGGUAGUCACUGAAAAGGCUGCACCUUAUAGAGAUUGCGUACUCCAAUAUAAAACAAAACAAGUUCAGGUUGCAGAGCAUGAGCAGCCUGUGGAAAAUGCGAAAGCCCAUGAAGAUGGCAAUGGCAAUUCAUUUCAUGAAGCGCAACAUUCAUCCCAGAAUAGAUGCAGUCCUGUCGCCAAUCAGAACGUUGAGGCUGACAACGACGAUGGUCUUACAAAUUCUCAUGAGUGCGAAAAUUCGGAUGAAAUAGAAGCUACAUCUUCAAAUGAUUCUGGCAAGCGGUCCUCACCCCCUUGGCGAAACAUGAGGCACCAUAAAGCAAGAUUUCGAGAAAAGGAGACAGUGGUAUCAAAUAAUUCAAAAAAAGCAUUGGGCUGCCAGGAUCAAAACAUGCCUUCACCAUCAAGGCAACGGAAGUAUGCAUAUCCACCCAAGCGUUACUCUAAUCCUCUUGCACCAGCUGGAAGGCGCACAAAGCUCUGUUGGACGGAAGAAGAAGAGGGAGCUUUGAGGGACGCCAUGUUAAAGUUCACCCCAAAGGACAAUGGGUCAAUUCCAUGGGUUCAGAUACUAGAACACGGCAGGGGUGUGUUUCACAAGACACGCCUGCCAAGUGACUUGAGAGUCAAAUGGAGGAACAUGAAUAAGAAAUCAGGAUCGUGACACUGACGAUCCGGUACCUAAUGCAGCCCUUGUGCCAUGCUGGUCUAACCAUUUUUUCACCGCUUCGAGCAAUCUCUUCACCAUCCUCUUGAAAUGUCGUAAAUAUUGGGUGCUGUGUUGUGGCUUCUGAGCAAUAGUGUUGACCCGUGAUGCUGGUUGAAAUAUGUAAGCUUGCAACUAUUAGUUCACUGCGGGCCUUUCUCUGCUGUUGUGGUCGUAGCGCUAUGUAAAGAAACUGACAAACUGUAUAUCGCUCUCACAAUUUUCACCGGGAGAAGGCGGAAUAUUACUCUGUACCUGUGCCUAUAAACGCGGAAGUUGUAAGCAAAGUUAUCACCCAAACGAUAAAUGAACACGAACAUGGAUAUGAUUGCUUGUCUAA
Brachypodium distachyon (stiff brome) is the source of this 3300-nucleotide messenger RNA. RefSeq lists its product as uncharacterized. Bases 57 to 2918 code for a protein of 953 amino acids. The transcript is spliced from 6 exons. Lineage: Eukaryota; Viridiplantae; Streptophyta; Magnoliopsida; Poales; Poaceae. The record is from RefSeq and is a predicted model, not a curated record.